AUGGCUGCAGCUGCCGCAGAAGAGGCUUUGGCUAACCCCAGCCCCCACCCGGAUUCCAUCAGAGACGACGACGACGACCACAACGGAGGAGAAGAACACACUUACCCUGUGCAACGCCCGAAUAAACCCGAGCCCGACGUCCCAGAAGAUUCAGAAAGAUCCCCCAUCGUUCAGCACAUCAAGUAUCUAGAGCAGUACCCCAUCGCCCAGUUCUGCUCCAUCGCUGGAGUAGAUUGCGAAGUCGCCCAAAAGUACCUCGACAUGGCUGGAGGCGAGUUCAAGAGAGCCCUCGACCUAUACCACGACUCUCAGAACGACUGCAAGGGUGUCUUACUCGCUCGCUUCGUCACCAAGACCAAGGCUACCCUCGAUGAAGCCAAAUACUGUCUGAAGUAUUGCAAGAAAGACUACGAAAAAGCCUUGCGCUUCUAUGCAGCAACACAGAAACACUCCAUCCAGAGUGUGAAGAGCAUCUUCAAGCAUGAUGAAGAACAGCGCGAACACUUGAGAAAGGCCAUUCAAUCAGAGAAUGCCAAGGGAGUGCCUCACUCGGCAUUGUUCACGCUGCGCUGCGCAACCGAGAAGUCCGCCCUUGCUUCAACCAACUUGCCCAAUGAUCAGCUUGUCCGUCUUUGGAUCACCCGUAUCCCUGGCGUCAUUACCGCUUACUACGAUGCCAAAGCAACCGUGUCUUCAAUCACAUACACCGACAUCCGUCCUCAGAUCCGCAGAUGGGAAGGUGAGAAUCAAGAGACACUGGUCAAGCUGUCUGCACUUCUCGAGGACCUCAAAGACACCGUUCGCAAGAAUCAAAAGAUGAUACUGAGUGUGGUCGCCAAAGACAAGUUGGAGGUUCGCAAGGCAAGCAGUGUGGAAUACGACGUCCUGUCUACCUACCAUAAGAUCCAUUGGUUGCAUCAUACUAGAGAAGACGAUGACGAUGACGAUGACGAAGACGGCGGCACUCCAAGCUCUGACGACGUAUCUGAAGAGUAUGAAGACGAAGAUGAAGAUGAAGAUGAAGAAUCUGAAGAGGAAUCGGAGGCAGGCAGCUCGGUCACAAGCUCUGACUGGGGAGAGGAAGGCAGUGGCGAAGGACCCAGCGAAGGCGCUAGCGGUGAUAUUGACAAGGGAAAUGAUGGAGGCAAGGAUAUCGAGUGUGAUGACGGCGAGAACAUGAAGGAGUGA
Molecule: messenger RNA, 1188 nt
Organism: Aureobasidium namibiae CBS 147.97
Lineage: Eukaryota; Fungi; Ascomycota; Dothideomycetes; Dothideales; Saccotheciaceae
Exons: 1
Coding region: 1-1188 (395 amino acids)
Molecular function (GO): protein binding
Source: RefSeq, a predicted model, not a curated record